This is a messenger RNA of Centropristis striata (black sea bass), 4214 nucleotides long. It is a transcript of the gene nim1kb, whose product is annotated as NIM1 serine/threonine protein kinase. The record is from RefSeq and is a predicted model, not a curated record. The transcript is spliced from 4 exons. The coding region runs from base 1623 to 2927 and encodes 434 amino acids. Gene Ontology annotation, molecular function: tau-protein kinase activity; protein serine/threonine kinase activity; ATP binding. Gene Ontology annotation, cellular component: cytoplasm. Gene Ontology annotation, biological process: microtubule cytoskeleton organization; intracellular signal transduction; protein phosphorylation. NCBI's taxonomy places the organism in Eukaryota, Metazoa, Chordata, Actinopteri, Perciformes, Serranidae.
UAUUAGUGUCAACAAUAAAACACUGAUAAACUAAACUGAUAACUAAACAAUCUGUCUAAAUUAUCAGAUGCCUAUGAAUUUGGCAAAUUGUCAAAGAAGUGAUGAUAUUAAAGGGGUAAAAUCACAUGAUGUGAUCAACUGAGGAUGUAGGCGAUUUUACCAUAGGUGGCCGGCGUCAUGAGGAGAUAAUUUAGGCUAAAAAACAAACAAUUUUGACAAAAAAUGAUACAGGCGAUUAUUUUAACAGUGUGACGAUAUUAGGAAAUGGAACAACCUCACGGAUUUUGGACACAAACUCAGGUAUAAAUGACUCGGCUCACGAGUGACUCGGACUCCAAAUUGGUGACUCGACUAUAGCACUCCCACAGACAAAUAAACCUUUGGCAAAGUAUUCAAAACCACUUUUGUGGUAGUUCCUGCACCUUUAGGAGUCUCCAGGACACCAAGGUCAAAACAAUGGAAACCACUCACUGUUGUGGAUUCUAAUAAUGCUCCUUCAAAAGAUUAACAAUUCUUUUCCAUAACUAGGCUAGCUUUGGAUUCCAUAUUUGCACUUGGGUCCUUGCUACAUUCUGACAAAAUCAUAUUAAUAAAUGACUAAUAAUAAGACCCAUUAGUAAUGUUGGUACGCUAAUUUAAACUCUUUUAAACAAGGUUUGCAGAUCCAAAGCAACAUUUUUUCUCUAAACAGUGGCUCUUUGGUUAGCUAAGGUUGCCGACCCCUGACCCACACAAUAAGAGAAUAAUAGAAAUUAAAUGAUAAGCUAAAAGCAUGAAUGUGCUCUUAUAACUGUCCUGAUGCCUUUGAGUGUCCCCCUGUUGUCUCUGCACUGCACCUCACGGGGACAACACACCUGAAUGAAGACGCUCCACCCUGUGCAGCGCUGACCUCAUGCUUUGUAAUCUCUUUAUCUGUGCUGCUCAGCCAGCGUCUAAAGGGGCCAGAGCUAAUCCCUAUGGGAACAUUGGGUAAUAGUAUUGCAUAACAUUUCAUCUUCACAGAAGCCAAGAGAUCAACCUUAGCUGCAUAACAACCAUGUUCCUAACACAGGUGUGCUUUGCUGCACCUGCAAACCAAACCACACCACUCGUACUGUAAAUACUGGGGACACAAAUGCAUGUGCACAUUUUGUGGUCUUUUGCAUCCUUGCGGCCUCAUUUUUGCCGCCCUGCACAAUAAUAACUAUUUGAUGGGAUUGGCUCAGACCCAAAUGAAGCCAGGAUUAGAGUUCAUGACACCACCUUAAUCCUUCAUCAUUGAAGAGCAGAGGCAGAGGUGAGCUGUGAGGGGUGUGGCCAGGGAAGCUCGACAAUCCGUUCCCUUGUCUCAAACAGACGUGCCCCCUCCCCUCCUGAGUUGUUGGCCAUCGGUGUACAGUAGUCUGUCAGAGAGGACAGAGGAGCAAUGAGGGCAUCAUUCUGCUUGGUGCAUUGCAACGUUCUGCAAUGAUCUUGACACAAACCGUCAGACUUCAGCAUGUAAGUGAAGGACAGUCGUUUUUCUAGGUCCUUCUGGGCCAAAACAACUUCAUAUUGCUGUGUGCGAUGGAUUCUAUGGCCGGGUGUUGAUGCAGAGCUGCGGUUUGGAAACUUGAUGACCUUUUCGUCACCCUGCUGCAGAGAUGCCUGGAAGCCAGUACCAGGUGACAAAAACCACUCGUCACCACAGCCUCUACAGCCUGACGGACAGCUCUGAAGUGGGCCCGGAGGAUGAUGAGUCCGAGUCCAUGCCGUCCCUCACCCCCCUGCAGAAGCUCACCACCGACAUGUGCAAAGACGAGAAGACCAUCAAGGACCUGAUCAUAGGCCGCAGGGUGGGCUUCUACAAGGUCCGAGGGGAGAUCGGCUCCGGGACCUUCUCCAGGGUCAAACUGGCCUUCCAUGCUCUGACUAGAGACAAAGUGGCCCUAAAGAUCCUGGAUAAGACCCGGCUGGACAGUCACGCCCAGCGUCUGCUUUCCAAAGAGAUCAGUAGCAUGGAGAGCCUGGCGCACCCCAACGUGGUCUGUCUGUACGAGGUGGUGGAUACGCCAAGUCGCCUCUUCCUGGUGCUGGAGUACGCAGGAGGAGGAGACCUCCACAACAGGAUCUGCACUGAGGGAAAACUGUCUGACAACAUCAGUAAGAUCACCUUCGCACAGAUCCUCUCUGCCAUCAAAUACAUGCACAACAGCAACAUCAUUCACAGGGACCUGAAGGCGGAGAACGUUCUUUUCACCAGCUCCGGCUGUGUGAAGGUGGCAGACUUUGGAUUCAGCACGCGGGUUUCGAACCGCAACGACGCCCUGGACACCUUCUGUGGCUCGCCGCCCUACGCCGCCCCAGAGCUCUUUAAGGACGAGUGCUACCUGGGGCCCCCAGUGGACGUUUGGGCAAUGGGGGUCCUGCUCUUCUUCAUGGUGACAGGCACUAUGCCGUUUCGUGCAGAGACCAUGGGGAAGCUGCGGCGCUGCAUUAUUGACGGCAUCUACACCCUCCCUCCCUGGGUGGCGGGCCCCUGCCAGAGGCUCAUCAAGGGCAUCCUGAAGGUGGCCCCCGCUGACCGCUACGCUGUGGACCAGAUGCUGGGCUGUGAUUGGCUCUUACCUGUGGAGUAUCCUUGGGCGUUGGUGCCUCCCGAACCAUUGAGCCCUCUGCAGGGCCUGCUGGAUUCCCAGUCUGGGAGCAUGGAGGAAGAGAUGGAGGAGGAGGUCAAGGGCUCCCUGGAGGAGCUGGGCUUCACCACGGAGCACCUGCGGAACAAUCAGCCCAAAGACAGCCGCAGCCCCGUCACCGGGGUUUAUCGGAUCCUGCUGCACCGAGCCCAGAGGAGGAGGGGCUGCGACAGCCCCCCGGUGGUCCGAGGGAUGGUGAGGGACCCCAAGAGGGAGGGGCUCCGGGCCUACAGGGGCCUCAGACACACCUCCAAAUUAUGUGUGCUUUCAUAAAAGACUGGGACAGACGCUUGGUUUUUAUACACACUGCUUUUAUACAAAGAUGAAAUCAGUAGAAACACUGAGUUUUUUAUGUUGCAUUUUAUAUUGUUAAAAUAAUUGUGUUUAACUUCUUCCAAUUCAACUUUUAUGGAAAGCCUGAGGAUGGAGUCUACUGGAGAACUGCAGCAGUGUUGCUUCUGUUGAACUCUAUAGGUUAAGCAGAUGAGAUUCAGCUUGUUUUCUGAGAGUUGCAUGUCGGACAAUUAGAGUAAUAAGCAUAAUGAGCUAAUAUAUAGAAACGGAGCACACGUAAGCCCCGCCCACACAAGAGGGUUAAUCGCCUGUCUGGCUCUAAUCUCCUCUUGACGUGUGUUGUGUGAAGGUGCUUCCUUGUCAAUUCCGGCUGCUGGCCAAUAUCAGAAUAGUGUUUAAAAGCUGCUGUGAACUACUAACAGAACCCAGAACUAAGUUUUUAUAAGCUGAGGAACUAAGAAAAGUGUGAUCUCCUGAAACUCAGUAUGCCUAACGUUCUGUGUUCAGCAAACAUUUUGUCCCUAUAUCCAAAGUGAGUUUUGAAGUUUACGACAUUUCUGUAAGUUAAGCGAAAGCAUUUUGACAGGUUGCAACUUGCAUAAGAGUGGAAUGUUGAUAAAUGUCAGUAUUAUGUUUCCAAGUGCCUUAGCUUAGAGUACAGCUAACUUGUACUAGCAUACAUCUAAUGUAUGUAGCUUGACAGGCGCUUUGUUAGUGUUUUGGUGAAUAUUCUAGCCCAGUUAUUUUCUCCACCGGCGAGUGUUGUCUUCAGAGUAGUCUAUAUUGCAAGAAACUGGAAUGGCUAUUAUUUUUCUUUCUGUUAACUUAGACAGGUGAUCUAAGAGUCUAAAUCCAUGUUUGUAAUAUCAUGGAACUCAGUUGUUAUCAUGCUGCAGUCAUGCAACCAUUCCUCUUUAGUAUAUUUAGCAUAAAUUAUGUUAAAAAAAAAAAAUGGCUAUAUUUUUGCUUUUAGUCAACAUAGAAAGGUGAUCUGGGCAACCCUCAUUCCCUCAUAGUUGGGAUUUAAAACAGAAUGUGAACUUUUGUUUUUUGCAAAUAUACACUCACACUUUCUGUUUAUAUUUACAAUUUACUUUUUGGGAAUCAGGGUUGUAUUUACAAUAAUUAGCUCAUUAUCAGGUAGAGAACAAAAUCAAAAUCAAGAAAGAUUUCCCAGAAUUAUUUUAUUUUAUGGUGAUGUACUGCAUAGUGCAUAAAUGUAAGAAAACAUUUCUAUCCUCAUUGUUGUGCCUUAUAAGCAUAAUC